CACAAGUUUCUUCGUACUAUAAUUUCUGAUUAUUAUUGUUCUUUUAAGGUUUAUUAUCUCAUCCUCAUACAGCAUAGUUAACGUAAAGUUGGAGGUUCCGUUUACUGCAACUCAUUUCCAAACUAAGCAACACCAAAUUUGAAAGAUCAAUCAUGGGGCAGUCGUUGAUGAAAUUAGCUCCUGCUGGAAGCGAGGUAAAGUCCCAGAUAAUGGGUGAAAUAGCUCAAAGAUAUUAUGACGAGCAUUUCUUAGACGUUACAAAGGAGUACUUGACCUCGGCUGAAUUUAGUGAUUUCUACAGAGUAGUUUGUCAAGCAGUAGAAGGGAUCAACACAAGUGUUGGCAACACCCAAUUUCGAGUACCAAAGGAAGAAGCUCUUCAACAAGCAUUUGACAAACACCACAAAGGCAAAGGGAAAUCAUUGACGAAAGAAGAGUUUCAAAAGAUUCUUCAAGAUGCAAUAAUGGAAACAGGAUUCACGGGCAUUGGAGCAAAGGAUAUUCUAUUUUACAUCUUUGGUGUUCCUGCAACAGCCUUACUCAUCAAACAAGGAAUUAUUCCUAAAGCAAUUCCUAAUGAGAUUUUCAUUCCUGUUGUCACCUCUGCUACUGUCUUUGUUCUUGCCAAAUUGAACAAGAUAUGAUCUUAAUUUCGACUAAUUUAUACGAAGUACCCCAUAGUUGAUUGUU
Molecule: messenger RNA, 690 nt
Organism: Spinacia oleracea (spinach)
Lineage: Eukaryota; Viridiplantae; Streptophyta; Magnoliopsida; Caryophyllales; Amaranthaceae
Exons: 4
Coding region: 153-644 (163 amino acids)
Source: RefSeq, a predicted model, not a curated record